Eurypyga helias (sunbittern) is the source of this 618-nucleotide messenger RNA. RefSeq lists its product as uncharacterized. The transcript has a single exon. The record is from RefSeq and is a predicted model, not a curated record. The coding region runs from base 1 to 618 and encodes 205 amino acids. Lineage: Eukaryota; Metazoa; Chordata; Aves; Eurypygiformes; Eurypygidae.
AUGGAAUUAGCCAAUGCCACGAUGGAAUUAGCCAAUGCCACGAUGGAAUUAGCCAAUGCCACGAUGGAAUUAGCCAAUGCCACGAUGGAAUUAGCCAAUGCCACGAUGGAAUUAGCCAAUGCCACGAUGGAAUUAGCCAAUGCCACGAUGGAAUUAGCCAAUGCCACGAUGGAAUUAGCCAAUGCCACGAUGGAAUUAGCCAAUGCCACGAUGGAAUUAGCCAAUGCCACGAUGGAAUUAGCCAAUGCCACGAUGGAAUUAGCCAAUGCCACGAUGGAAUUAGCCAAUGCCACGAUGGAAUUAGCCAAUGCCACGAUGGAAUUAGCCAAUGCCACGAUGGAAUUAGCCAAUGCCACGAUGGAAUUAGCCAAUGCCACGAUGGAAUUAGCCAAUGCCACGAUGGAAUUAGCCAAUGCCACGAUGGAAUUAGCCAAUGCCACGAUGGAAUUAGCCAAUGCCACGAUGGAAUUAGCCAAUGCCACGAUGGAAUUAGCCAAUGCCACGAUGGAAUUAGCCAAUGCCACGAUGGAAUUAGCCAAUGCCACGAUGGAAUUAGCCAAUGCCACGAUGGAAUUAGCCAAUGCCACGAUGGAAUUAGCCAACGCCAUGAUGGAAUGA